Papaver somniferum (opium poppy) is the source of this 1455-nucleotide messenger RNA. RefSeq lists its product as uncharacterized. Lineage: Eukaryota; Viridiplantae; Streptophyta; Magnoliopsida; Ranunculales; Papaveraceae. Bases 1 to 1455 code for a protein of 484 amino acids. The transcript has a single exon. Gene Ontology annotation, molecular function: RNA-DNA hybrid ribonuclease activity; nucleic acid binding. The record is from RefSeq and is a predicted model, not a curated record.
AUGGUCUUUGAAAGAUGUAGGAAGUACCAACUCAAGAUGAAGCCGCUCAAGUGCGCCUUUGGGGUUACAUCCGGAAAAUUCUUGGGAUUCGUUGUAACCGAUGAAGGGAUUCGGGUGGAUCCAAGUAAGGUCGAGGUGAUCAUGACCAUGACACCACCGACUAAUGCCAAAGAGCUCCAGGCGUUUAUAGUACGGAUAUCGUAUAUACGACGCUUCGUGUCUGGUUUGGCUCAGAUGAUGUCGACGUUCUUGCCCCUACUAAGGAAAGGGUCAGUCUUCGAAUGGGAAGAAAGUCAACAGGUCGCGUUUGAAAAGUUAAAGCAGUGCCUUGUCAGCCCCCAAGUUCUCAAACCACCAAUAAAAGGAGUGCCUCUUUACUUAUACACGACGUUCACAAGCUCAGCCAUAAGGGCAGUCCUGGCACAAGAUAUGGGAGGAAAUGAAUUAUCACCCAUCUACUACGUGAGUCGGGUUUUAAGAGACGCAGAAUCGAGAUACCCACGAGUAGAACAAGCAUGCCUAGCCCUCAUCUACGCAACACAAAAAUUAAGGCCAUACCUCCUGACACAUAAGACGAUCGUUAUGGCCGCGGAAAACCCCAUAGCCUACCUCGCCUCUAAGCCCGUCCUAACUGGGAGAACGGUCCGAUGGAUGUUGCAUCUAUCAGAAUUCGAACUCGAGUAUCAGCGACCUAAAGGAGUACGAGGGCAAGCCAUCACUGAACUAAUGGCUAUGUUUCUUGGAGAAGGAGAUGACGAGAUUCAUGAACGGGUUCCGGGAGAGGUAGCUGCCGCUGAUAUUAACAAGCCUUGGACCAUGUUUUUCGAUGGAUCGUCAUAUGAUACUGUCGGAGGAGCGGGAGUAGUGUUUGAAGCACCACAAGGAGAAUUGCUCUCGUAUUCAUUCAAGUUGGACUUCCCUUAUAGUAAUAAUGUAGCCGAAUAUGAAGCUUUGAUCCUAGGGCUCAGGAUGGCAAAGGAGCUUGGUUUGGGAGGCGUCGAAAUAAAAGGUGACUCGAGGUUGGUAACUAGCCAAGUAAACGGGGAUUUCCACGUCAAUGAGCCACAUUUAGCUCCGUAUCGAGCAGAGGCUCAAAACCUGAUAAGUCAGACAGGGUCGACCCUAGAUCAUACAUGCAGAGGCAAGAACAAACACGCAGAUGCCAUGGCAACACUAGCUAGCAAGAUGAAGUUGAAUGAUAAGGAGGAGGGUACGGUAACGGUUAAGAGGAAGGAGCUUCCCAGCACCUGGAAAGAAGAUAUGGCCUUCGAGGAGGCGGACGAUUGGAGGCAGACUUACAUCGACGAUCUGGCCAAAACGGAGGAGGAUUGUGUAAUACUUACCCGAACUCUGAAACAAUUCGUACUGAUCCAAGGAGCUCUUUACUACCGAGCAACAGGGGGAUCCCUCGCCAGGUGCAUAAAUAAGAGAGAAGCGGAAAAAAAUACUCCAUGA